Molecule: messenger RNA, 688 nt
Organism: Caenorhabditis auriculariae
Lineage: Eukaryota; Metazoa; Nematoda; Chromadorea; Rhabditida; Rhabditidae
Source: the annotation of a GenBank genome assembly
AUGGAAUGGGGCGGUAAACUGAUGUACUUCGAUACUUUGUAUUCCUCAACGAGAAGAGGCAUCCUCAAAGUUGUUUCAAUUGUAAGAAUUCAGCAGGGAACCGAAAUUUCGACAGAAAACCUCUGAUAAAACUGAAAUUUUUAGGCUUUAUGCUUCCUGAGUAUUGUUCUGGUAUGUUCAAGUCAACCAGUAGCUGAUGAACGUGGUUUGGCCCUGGCGAUCUGCUUCUUCGCUAUCGUCGGCUCUUUUGCCAUUCUUCUGGAGCACACCUUUAUGCUCAACACUAAGAUUUCUUCCACUUUAGGCUUCGUCUUGGUUAGUCUAACUCGAAUCAUCGAGCAAAUCGGAAAUUCUGAAAACUUAGGAAGCCUCGUUCUAUGUUAUUGCCGCGGUCGGACUUCUUGUUUCUGCUAUAUUGAUGGCAGUUUUCUGUGCCAGCCACUGGGCCGAUAUAAAUCCGAUCUGGGCAACCAUGCCGGCUCUCGCUGCGGUGAGUUCUAAUUUUAUUUUUAUUUUUUUGAUUAUUUCAGUGUUACAAUAAUUAUUCAACUUCUAGGCAUCACUUCUCGCUUCUGCGGCGGUCUACGUCGCCGAAAUAAUUUUCUUCGUUUCCUACUUCCGAAGAUACUCCUGGCACCCGCCGACGGCCUUCGAACAGUCAAAUCAAUCAACCGUUCUACCUCAGUAA